Messenger RNA from Danio aesculapii, 3807 nucleotides. It is a transcript of the gene arsib, whose product is annotated as arylsulfatase family, member Ib. Bases 573 to 2279 code for a protein of 568 amino acids. NCBI's taxonomy places the organism in Eukaryota, Metazoa, Chordata, Actinopteri, Cypriniformes, Danionidae. The record is from RefSeq and is a predicted model, not a curated record. The transcript has 2 exons.
CUGAGGAGGGGCUGAUUUUAAUAUCAUGGCGAUAUUUAUCACAUUUCACGCUUUUUGUGAGUGCAAGACGCAGUAAAUUUGGGCGUAUGGUUACGCAAUACACUGUUUACUAAGAAUAGCCUAUAUAUUUGUAUUGUUUAGCCUAUAUAUUUGUAUAAGACCGGUAAAUAUCGAGUUUUCUUUGGCACUUUUCAAGCAUUUUGUAAAUGCAAGACGCGGCAACUUGGGCGUAUAUGCUUACGCAAUGAACUGUUUACUAACAAAAAAGCCUGUUUUAUCGCUGUAUUUCUCGAUACAUUGCACAAUAGCCUAUAUAUUUGAACAUAUAUUGAGGCAGUCUGUAUAGUCGGUCAAAUGUUGUUGUUUUUUGCCACUUUUUCGCCAUAAUCAACCCGAAUGAUGACUGAAUCCUCCCAGCGGUUUUCCAACGCCACGUCGCGCUGCCUUCAGCCAGACUUCCAGAACAAAAGCGCUUGUCAUUAUUAAAGUUUAUCGUCUGUCUCCACACUAAACUAAACUUCAACAAAACUGAUGUGAACUUCGACCGAGUGUCCGUUUAUUCUGAAGAGGAUAUGGCUUUGUUUGUGCUCCUCAUCCUCGGUCUUCCAGCGUGUGCGUCCAUGAGAUCAAACCGAGAGGACUUCGAUGAUUUUCGGGUUGAAGAAAAGCCAGAAGCUGCAGCUUUUAAACCCAAACAACCUCCACAUAUCAUCUUUAUUCUGACCGACGACCAAGGCUUCAAUGACAUCGGCUACCACAGCGGGGAGAUCCGAAGCCCGACGCUGGAUAAACUGGCCUCGGAGGGGGUCCGGCUGGAGAACUACUAUGUCCAGCCGCUGUGCACGCCGUCCCGCAGCCAGCUCAUCACAGGCAGGUAUCAAAUUCACACCGGCCUCCAGCACUCCAUCAUCAGGCCACGUCAACCCAACUGCCUUCCUCUGGAUGUGGUCACGCUCCCUCAGCGCCUUCAGGAAAUCGGCUACUCCACUCACAUGGUUGGGAAGUGGCAUUUGGGUUUCUAUCGGAAAGACUGUUUGCCAACACGCCGCGGAUUUCACACUUACUUCGGUUCAUUGACCGGCAGUGUGGACUACUACACAUAUGGCUCAUGUGACGGCAAGUCACUGUGUGGAUUUGACCUCCACGAAGGAGAGUCAGUGGCUUGGGGGAGAGCAGGGAAGUACUCAACUCACCUCUACACCCAAAGAGUGCGCAAAAUAUUAGCCACACACGACCCAACCAGUCAGCCCCUUUUUAUUUUCCUUUCCCUUCAGGCGGUGCAUACUCCUCUAAAGCCGCCCAAAGAGUACAUCUACCCAUACCGCAACAUAGGCAACGUUCCUCGCAGGAAAUAUGCAGCAAUGGUUUCUAUAGUUGACGAGGCAGUCCGGAAUAUAACAUAUGCACUGCGCAAGUAUGGCUUCUACCGAAAUAGUGUUGUCAUAUUCUCCACUGAUAAUGGGGCGCAACCACUAACAGGGGGCAGUAAUUGGCCCCUACGAGGGUGUAAGGGAACAUAUUGGGAAGGUGGCAUUAGAGGAGUGGGUUUUGUGCAUAGUCCCUUGAUACGCCAUCGAAGAAGGGUUAGCAGAGACCUUAUUCACAUUACCGACUGGUAUCCAACUCUAGUUGGACUUGCUGGGGGAAAUGUGUCCCAGCAUCAGGGGUUAGAUGGGUUUGAUGUUUGGCCAACUAUUAGCGAGGGGAAAGAAUCACCACGAUUAGAAAUUCUUCAUAAUAUUGACCCUCUUAAUCGCCGCAGUCGGGGUUCACUUAAGGAUGGCUAUGGACUUUGGGACACCAUCGUACAGGCGGCCAUUAGAGUAGGUGACUGGAAGCUCCUGACAGGUGAUCCUGGGAAUGGGGAUUGGGUGCCGCCACAUGUCCUUACAAACUUCCCCAGCAGCUGGUGGCACCUGGAGCGAGAUAUUGGAGAAAAGAGGAAAUCAGUUUGGCUUUUCAAUGUAACAGGUGACCCUUGUGAACGGCAUGACCUUGCGGUGCACAGGCCUGAUGUUGUUAAGGAGCUGCUAGCAAGGCUAGCCUUUUACAAUCGCACCGCAAUACCUGUCCGCUACCCGCCUGAUGAUACCCGUGCCAACCCUAGUGCGAAUGGAGGGGCAUGGAGACCUUGGGUGGGGGAAGAUGAGGAGGAGGAAAACUGGGACGGAGUUUAUUAUAAGAGAGGAAAGAAUCGCAAAAGGAAGAAAUGUAAGCUCUGCAAGUUGCAAUCUUUUUUUAAGAAGUUCAACUUAAAGAUCAUGUCAAAACAAAUAUAGGGAUCUUCCGGUAUUGGAUAUCACUGAUAAGACUAAACUUAAUUGCUGACCAUGUACAGGGGUUGGACAAUGAACCUGAAUAAUUAAUUAGUAUGGUGUCCGGCCUCCUUUUGCCGCCAGUACAGCAUUAAUUGCCCUUGAAAAUGACAGAUACAAGUCUUGCUAAGUAGUCAGAGGGAUUUUGAGCUAUAUUUCUUGCAGAAUAGUGGCCAGGUUACUACGUGAUGCUGAUAGAGGAAAACCUUUCCUGACUCGCUCCUCCAAAACACCCCAAAGUGGCUCAAUAAUAUUUAGAUUUUGUGACUGUGCAGGCCAUGGGAGAUGUUCAACUUCACUUUCAUGUUCAUCAAACCCCUCUGUCACCAGUCUUGCUGUUUGUAUUGGUACAUUAUUAUCCUAAUACAUGGAACGACCUUCAGGAUACAAUGUUUGACCCAUUGGGUGCACAUGGUCCUCCAGAACGGUUCAGUAGUCCUUGGCAGUGAUGUUCCAUCUAGCACAAGUAUUUGGCAUAGGGAAUGCCAUGAUAUUGCAGCCCAAACCAUCACUGAUCCACACCCAUGCUUCUGGGCAAGCAACAGUCUGGGUGGUUCACUUCUUUGGGGCUUCUCCACACAGUAACUCUCCUGGAUGUGGGAACGACAGUGAAGGUGGACUCAUCAGGGAACAAUACAUGUUUCAAAUUGUCCACAGCCCAAACUUUUUGCUCUAACACCAUUGAAUCAGAUGUUUGGCAUUGGCACGGGUGACUAUAGCAGUCGGCCAUGUAUAUUGACCCUGUGAAGCUCCUGAUCAACAGUUUUGGUGGAAACAGGAGAGUUGAGGUGCACAUUUAAUUCUGCUGUGAGUUGAGCAGCUGCGGUUUUAUGUUUUGGGAUACAAUCCAGGCUAUCAGAUGGUUUCCUCUUGUGUUUACAGUUACUCCUGUUGGAUGUGAAUCUUCUUCUUGGUGGUUUGCUGACAUUACUCUGGAUACUGAUAAUCACAAAGACUUGCUGUCUCGGUCACAGAUGCGCCAGCAAGACGUGCACCUACAAUCCUCUUGUGAACUUGGAUGUCACCCAUCAUGUUGCAUGCACUGCCAUAUUUUAAGCAAAUCUGUGCUAUUACUCUGCUUAUUAAGCCUUCACACUCUGCUCUUACAGGUGGAAUCAAUGAAGAUUGGCCACCAGGCUGCUCAAAUUUAGUUAUGAAACCUCCAACACUAAAUUGUUUCAGUUUCAUUGUCCAAACCCUUUAAAUAACCUAAUGCCAGGCAUACAGUGUGCAAUUUACAUCCGAUUUUGAGCCAAAGUGUGACUCUUCUUUGAAUCUAGACAAAUUUCAGCCUUGUCGUGCCGUGUUCAUGCGGUAUACAUGGAGAACAGAGAGGAAAUUAACCUGUCCCGAUGGGCAAUCAGAUGAUUUUCGGAUAUGUCAGCCCUUAUGCUCUUCAGUGUUUGGACUUUCAGCAGUAAAAAUUAAACCACACUGAACUCAACUCAACUAAACUGUGAAAACUGGACUGACACAUUUUCCAUUUACUAGA